Molecule: messenger RNA, 1719 nt
Organism: Ooceraea biroi (clonal raider ant)
Lineage: Eukaryota; Metazoa; Arthropoda; Insecta; Hymenoptera; Formicidae
Source: RefSeq, a predicted model, not a curated record
GAAUAGAAAAUAUUGGGAUUAUAAAUUACGGUACUAUCGAUACAAUGUAGCAUGGUGCAACAUGAAUUGCACUGAGAAUUCACGAUUUCUGCUUUCCAUGAUUGCAUAAUUAUCUCGUCAAAUUGAUUGAUGUAUGUUUCCGCAAUCGCAGAUACGUAAUAUCCAUUCCAUGGAUCACCAAGACAAAAUUCAGGGCAGGCAUGAAAUGUGUUGCGUUCGUUGUGCUUGGAAGUAGCUACUUGGUCUAAAGAAAACAAUUAUUUUAUAGUAUGCUAAGUGUUAAUCUGCUGUUGUUUGUACUAAUCACACAUGCGGCAUAUUUAACCACUUGCGACCGCUGCUGCGAGAUCAAUUAUCAUGGAUUGCCGCGAUACGAUUUAAUGAGGAACAAUUCGCGCUCGAAUCAGCCGAUCAUAUCGCGAAGAGUGGUUUCCAACGUGACCGAGUGCAAGGAAUUCGCCGCCUCGAAGAAGGCUCUUGCCUUCAAUUUUGUUUCCGCAAGAAGUCGUGCCGGAAAACAAGAGAAUACGUGCCAGGCUCUUCAGUGCCCCGAAGAUCACAACAUGACCACUCUCAUGCCAGCGGUAAAUUAUAACUAUUACAGCAUGUACCCCGUUUUCAUUCCACCAGUGAACGCUACGCUGAAGUGCAUUCCUAAAGCGGGGAUGUUCUUAUUCUCGUCCGAGAGCUUGAACUACACGCAAGCACGAAGCUUCUGCCACAAAUGGAACGCAUCACUCGCACACGUGAUAAGCGAAGAACGCACAGAAGGACUGGGAAAAUUCGUUUCGCAAAACGUUUCGAGUUUCGUGGGUCUCAGUAGCAGCGUCAAGGAAAAAAUCUGGAAAAAUGAAUUUAGUACGUGUAAUCUUUGUGUUUACAGAUUUUAUUUUUAUCAAGCGCAUGAUGAUUUCAGAGCAAAUUUUUCAAGAAUUAGAACACUUUAAAGCUGCUUACGAUAACAAAUUUAAAAAAUACAUAAUUUGUCAGGCGAACCCUUGUCUUGCUUCGAUUAUCGAGCAUGGGGCGAGGGAGAGCCGUCGCACUCGAAAGGGUGCGUUGCCCUCGUAAAUCCGUCUGAAAGCUCACCGCCCUUUUGGAAACUGAUACCCUGCCACACGUCGCUGCCGUUUAUCUGCGAAAUCUCGCCAUUACCUGAACGAUCGUCACGACAUCGUAGAAAUCAUCAUCACAGUGCAUAAUACAAAUACUAUAAUAAAAUUAAAAAAUAUAUAUGUAAUAUUAUACGCAAAUAAAAAUAGCUUUGAAUGACAAUCACAAGAAUAUAUUACAUCAGAGAUCAAAGACAUUCUUGAAACUCUUGAUAAAAGUGAGAAUCGAAGCAAAACUAUUCCUUAAAGUGUUAAGAAAGGCAAAUUUUCCAUAAAAAUCUGAGUUUUCACGAAAAAUGAGAAUAUGUAUCUCUUGUUCAGCUUUUAUACUCGUAUUAAUCUAAUCAUUUAGCAGCGAGUGACAGGGUCGGAAUGAAGGCAAACGUUAAAUAUGUACAGAGAUUUAAUGUGGAGCUACAGGAAUCUCCAACAUCAGUGUAUGCAGAGAAAGAUUUACUGCGAUGGCUUUAUUUACAGGUACGAUUGUUAAAUCCGACGUAUACGCACGGUUGACACGAUUGAGACAGAGGCGGAGUAUAUAUAUAUAUAUAUAUAUAUAUAUAUAUAUAUAUAUAUACACACAACUCUCACUCGAUCAUUACUUAUA